This is a messenger RNA of Amoebophrya sp. A25, 677 nucleotides long. The record is from the annotation of a GenBank genome assembly. NCBI's taxonomy places the organism in Eukaryota, Dinophyceae, Syndiniales, Amoebophryaceae.
GCAGGUUCUUCUCUACAGAGUGCUUGCGUGCGUGGUUAUCUGCACGUGAGAGCAAUAGCCUGAACACGUGAUGGAGACGAGAGAGAAACUGAAAUCAUGAAAAUCUAAGGAAACAACAAGGAAAACGAUCAAGAAGAUAAAAAUGUAUCCUUCUUAUUUUUCGCCGUCUCAAGGAUAUCCUUCUCUUUGUGCUCCUGCUAUGUUCGUCUUCUUGCUUCUGCUAUGUUCGUCUUCUUUUUGCUGGGUUGGGGUUUUUGGAGCUCAAGGAGAAGGAGGAGGACAAGAGCAAGAUCCCUACAGUCGUAUCGGACCAGCGGACUGUGCAUCGCUGCUUGCUCGCCGUGUACAUUCCUUUGAAGACAAUGCCAAGUUUAAGGACGCGGCUUGAGGAAAUCAAUCUUCUCUAUUUUUUGUCAUGCACAUUGCAUUUCCGAAGUUGAAUCUGAGCAGGCGGUGGCAUGUGCUCAGAAAAUAGCAUUUGAUCAGUUGUAGUUUGCAACUAGCCAGGACGGUAGUUAGAUACUUAAAUGCUUUCUUCAGAAGGAAACGCUCUCUGAAAAGGUUAACAGAGAUGGAUUUCAUCAGGAGAGCAGCAGUACAGAUCUAAAAAAUACGAGGAGCUGCGAGGGGCGUGCGCAGUACGCGCUUUCUUGCAGUAUGGGAAGAAAACAGCGUCC